AUGCUCCAGGAUACUGAGUAUCAUGGCCAGGUCAUUCCUGGAAUUAAGGAUGAGGCUGGAGAGUUGUCAAUGAGAAGGAAUCCAGGUUCGAUGCAGAAUGUAUCUGAAAAUGGACUUGAAAAGCCAAGCAGAACAUUGAAUGAGGCUAGUUCCCAAUCAAUGGAUGGUGAAAGUUAUACGGAUGCCGAGAGUAGUGCUGCUGAAAACAGAGCAAACACUGAUCAAGAUACACAUAAUUCUGAUUUUGAAGCAAGUGUUAAGAAUUUGAAGUUUAUGGGGGUCCCAAAUUCCUCUGUUUAUGACAAAAGAACUGACUCUGGGGAUCAAGACGUGGAGCAUGAUAGUGUUGAAGAAACGAACCAGAGUGCUUUUCAGGGAAAUAGGAAGUUUCGAAGGAAUUAUCAAGACAUGUUUUGGAAGAAAGAGUUCGGCCAAGCAAUAAGAAGACUAUCGAAAUUAACUAACGUCACCAAAAAUCAAUGGCCAGGAAUCGGCGAAAGAGAACAAUCCACUGCAACACACGAAACUAUGAACGAACAUGACGUUUACAUACAGGAUAUGGCCUCUGAUUUCGUCGAUACUAUGCUGGCAGGUUCGCCUGCUGCAUUACUAGCAGGUUCGAUUUUUAUGAAAGAUGAUAAUGGGGUCACUAGAGCGCCUUUGCUUCUUACAAUAGUAUCAAUAUCUGUUAAACCUCUUCCAAUUCCAGAGAAUUCUCGUCCUAAUAUCAGAAGACGUUUAUCCAUUGCCUCGUCUAUGCACUCAGACAGAUCUGUAAAUCCAGAUAAUCCGAAUUUUAAGGAAGGAUAUCAUACAAAGUAUCUACUGGAGAUGGAAUACGGGAUCGGUGAAAAUCGUUUGAAAUGGGAGAUAGUACGAUCGUACAAAGAUGUGGCAUCCCUUCAUAAUCGCUUGAAAUUAACUUCUUUUCAACAAAAUACUGUUAACAAAUUUUACAUUGACAAUAAUAGAUACAGCGAGAUGCAUUUGCCUCAUUUCCCCAGAUUCGACGAUCAUUUGAAGAAGAAAAGAGACAUGUCAAAUGAAAAAAAUUUCAACAGUAAUGCUGGAAAUCAUGAGCCGCCCGAAAUGAAUUUUACUCCAAGAUCUUCCACUCAGUUAUCAACUGAGAGGUAUCAGUCAAAGCACUUGCGACCCUUGUUUCAGGAUCAAGAUGAUAGCAACAAGCCAAUGCAUUACAGAAUUGAAAGAUAUUUGAAACUCUUGAACGUGGCGCUAUCAUUGAGACCGCAAGCCAAUAGAUUAUUCCAAUUUUACGAAAUGUCUCCUAUCGGUACAUUAUUAAGCUAUGAGAACGGAUACCAUGGAAAACAAGGAUAUAUGUUAAUAAGAUCGACUGCAAAAUCACAAGGCUGGCGUGUUUCACAUUUUAAAUUUAACGAUUUCAAGGCUAUGAUCGAGAGACAUACAACGAAAUGGUUUCUGGUAAGGCAUUCAUAUAUCACUUAUGUGAGUGACAUCUAUUCAACAACACCACUAGACGUAUUCCUUGUUGAUAGCAAAUUUAAAAUUUCAUGUUCUGGUUAUUCUACCAACGACUUGGAAGAAAUCGAUUUCGAUCCAUUUCAACAUGACAAUUUAAAAUCUAAAAUAUCCACAAAGUUGCUGAUAACUUUAGAGAAUAGUGAGCGAAAAUUGCAGAUGAUUGUCAAAUCUGAAUACUUAAUGAAACUUUGGGUAAAAUCAAUUAUAGAUAUGUCGAAGUCUACGAUCUGGUCACAAAAGUAUCGAUUCGACAGUUUUGCUCCUGUCAGACAAAACUGUUUUUGCAAAUUCUUGGUCGAUGGUAGAGACUACUUCUGGUCAUUGAGCGAAGCUCUAAGAAUGGCUAAAGAUGUUAUUUUCAUCCACGAUUGGUGGUUAUCUCCAGAAUUAUAUAUGAGACGCCCUGUGCGAGGAAAUCAGAAUUAUCGUAUCGAUCGUAUUUUGAAAGAAAAAGCAGAGCAGAAUGUCAAAAUCUUCAUUGUUGUCUAUAGAAAUGUUGGUUCGACAGUUGGAACAGAUUCUCUUUGGACUAAGCAUUCGCUUUUAAGUUUACAUCAUAAUAUCCAUGUAAUCAGAUCUCCAAACCAGUGGCUACAAAAUACAUAUUUCUGGGCCCAUCAUGAGAAGUUCACAGUUAUUGAUAAUACUGUAGCAUUUGUGGGAGGAAUUGAUUUAUGUUACGGGAGAUUUGAUACUCCAGACCAUGUUUUGCAUGAUGAACAAACGGAUUUAGAAGAUCAGAUAUUUCCUGGUAAAGACUAUUCCAAUGCAAGAGUGUGCGACUUCUACGACCUAGAUAAGCCAUUCCAGUCCAUGUAUGACAGAUCAAUGGUACCUAGAAUGCCUUGGCAUGAUGUCCAAAUGAUGACAGUUGGUGAGCCCGCAAGAGAUUUGUCUAGACAUUUUACCCAAAGAUGGAAUUACCUCCUACGACAAAAACGUCCUAGUAGACCUACUCCCUUACUAACUCCAGCAUCAGAUUUGACAAAAGAUGAACUCGAGAACUCAUAUUUCUUCCAGGAACUUAAAGACCAAUCCACUUGUGAAAUUCAGGUAAUCAGAAGUGCAGGUAAUUGGUCACUAGGAUUGAAAGACACAGAGCAUUCGAUUCAAAACGCAUAUUUGAAGCUGAUAGAAACGUCUGAUUACUAUAUUUACAUCGAGAAUCAAUUUUUUGUGACAAGCUCUAGUUGGGAUGGUGUAGUUAUUGAAAAUAAAAUUGGUGAUGCAAUUGUGGACAGAAUUGUCAAAGCCAAUAGCGAAGGAAAACCUUGGAUGGCUUUUAUUGUAAUUCCAUUAAUGCCUGGUUUCAACGCUGAGGUGGAUGAAGCUGAGGGUUCUAGUGUUAGAGUUAUUAUGCAAUGCCAAUAUCAGUCAAUAUCCAGAGGAGAAACGUCGAUAUUUGCAAAGCUUAAGAAAUUAAAUAUUGAUCCUAUCCAGUAUAUUCAAUUCUAUUCAUUAAGGAAGUGGUCAACAAUAGGUGCAGAUGAUAAGCUAGUGACAGAACAACUUUAUGUGCAUGCUAAAGUUAUGAUAGUUGACGACCGUAGCUGUAUUAUCGGUAGUGCCAAUAUCAAUGAAAGAUCUAUGUUGGGUAACAGAGAUAGUGAAGUUGCCGUGAUUGUAAGAGAUAAAGAACUAGUUGAAUCCAGAAUGAAUGGAAAGGAGUAUUUGGCUGGUAGAUUCCCGUUCGAAUUAAGACAAAGAUUGAUGAGAGAACAUCUAGGAUGUGAUGUGGACUUGGUUGAAUUUAUCGAAAGAAAGUUCGAGAAACUAAGAAUUAUGGCGCAAUUGAAUUCAAAUACUUUAAACACCAUUCCUCUCGAAGCACUCAGUAAAAUGAAGGAUUCCACUAAAAAUGAAAGUGCUAUGGUAGAGCUAGCGUUUAGAGAAAUUCUCAACGAAAAACAUAGUCCUCAAUGGUACGAGAAAUACCAAGAUACAGUGGAAAAUUUUGGUAUAAUUCAACAACUACAGACAGCAAACAAUUCAGAGGAUAAAUUAGGAGAGUCGCUAAAUGACAACAAGCCUGCACCUCUUCCUGAAAGAAAAAAAAACAGAUAUGUUCAUGUAGAUAUUAAGUCUGCGUACCACUCCUUUAAUUACCGUGCUGGAGAAGCAAAUAGGGGCAUAAGAGAUAAGAAGAAUAUCAGUUCUGAUUCAAGAUUGAUAAAUAACUCCUUCCACGAUCGCGAUGUAGAUGGUCACGGUCCAGACAAUUGGAAGAAUGUCGAUUCCAAACCAGCUAUUUACAACGAUGUUUCCAAGCAAUUAAAGGCCUGGGGCGAAGAAAUUCUCAACAAUACAAUAGAUAAAGCCACAAACGAGAGAUUUUCAUCCAUUCUCCCGGAUAGGGCAAAUGUGGAAGAGUACCUAAACAGUUCCCACGUCAAAUAUAUGAACAAAUGGAAGCUUUUGAAGAGAUUGUGCUACCUACAAUACCUGUCCUUCAAGAAGGAGAAAGGAUUGUACGAAGUUAAAAAAAAUGGUGACGUAACCAUUGCAAAACACAGAACUCAAAACUUUCAAGACAGCUUUGCCGACAAAGGUCAAUUGGACGAUGAAAUGGUGGAAGGGAUGCUUAAACAAAUGCUACCACCAAUCAGCGAGCAAACCUCCAAUCUAUCUGCUGCUCAAUACAUUGAUCCAUAUCAGUUCGAUGAUCCAUUAUGCGAGUCUUUUUCUCAGGAUCUAUGGUUUACGAUUGCUUUAAGGAACACUGUUCUUUUCAGAAUGGUCUUCCAUUGCCAGCCGGAUAGUUCAGUGCAAACAUGGCGGGAGUAUAAGGAAUUCCAAACGUUUUACAAGGGCUUUGAUUCAUACCAGGAUAAAGCCAUACAACUAGAGAGAAAAAGACUAGGCAAAACACCGGCUGUUAUAGCAUCGUCUCAUGAUGCUAUGGAUGCCAUUGAGCGCGUUCCAAGCGAGGUAGAAUCUACAAAUGUCACUCUCGAAAAGGGUAAACAUCUUUUCGAACUAUCUGCCAGCGAUAUUGCAAUGGACAGCGUUGAUGAGGGUAAUCGAGCUGUAUCCAACGAAGAAAGUAAAAACUCCGAGAAUGCAGAUCGUCAAUAUAAUAACCAACAUGCAGCUACUGACAACAUAUUCAAGAUGAAAAUGACAUCGCAGCUUCUUUACGGUACGAAAGACCGUAUGUUCGAUCGUGAAACUGCAAAAAAAUUAUUGGAACGUAUACAUGGCCAUUUGGUAGUAUUCCCAGUGGACUGGCUCUGCAAAGAGGUGGAAUCUAACAACUGGUUCUACAACGUCGAUAGAUUACCACCAAUUGAUAUAUACGAUUGA
Messenger RNA from Kluyveromyces lactis, 4809 nucleotides. It is a transcript of the gene SPO14, whose product is annotated as phospholipase D. The coding region runs from base 1 to 4809 and encodes 1602 amino acids. Gene Ontology annotation, molecular function: D-type glycerophospholipase activity. The record is from RefSeq and is a predicted model, not a curated record. Lineage: Eukaryota; Fungi; Ascomycota; Saccharomycetes; Saccharomycetales; Saccharomycetaceae. The transcript has a single exon. Gene Ontology annotation, biological process: cell motility; phosphatidic acid biosynthetic process; intracellular signal transduction.